Messenger RNA from Anopheles bellator, 6102 nucleotides. RefSeq names its product high affinity cAMP-specific and IBMX-insensitive 3',5'-cyclic phosphodiesterase 8 (gene Pde8). Gene Ontology annotation, biological process: positive regulation of ERK1 and ERK2 cascade; signal transduction; regulation of DNA-templated transcription. The transcript is spliced from 18 exons. Lineage: Eukaryota; Metazoa; Arthropoda; Insecta; Diptera; Culicidae. The record is from RefSeq and is a predicted model, not a curated record. Bases 592 to 3117 code for a protein of 841 amino acids. Gene Ontology annotation, molecular function: 3',5'-cyclic-nucleotide phosphodiesterase activity.
UGAGGUGGGAAUGUUACGGCACAGUGUGUUCGGCGUGAUGUGUUUCCCGCAGACCUGACACACCUCUACUGCUCUGCUUCGUAUAAGGGAUUGUCGAGUGAAAUAGUGCGGUUCGGGUGCCCUGAUUACCUUCUGAGCUGGACGGUCGCAGGUGUGACGUCAGCAUUCACGCGCGCGUGGGUGCUUUGUAUGUGUCAGUGUAGAGAAAAAGUAAAAUGAUGUGAAGAGAAGUUUCAAAUGCAGCACAUGCUUGCCUUGCCAGCUAUUCAUACCGUACAAAUCUGAAUACAUAAUCACGAUGAAAAUAACCGAAAGCCGAUCGCAAAGCAAGGAUCUCGCGAGAAGAUUAGACUAGCAUGUCGUCGUGAAAUCGGUUAAAGCCUUGUUCAAAUCGAAACUGAUAAAGAAGAGUUGCUGAGUGCUUUAUUCAUCACAUUCAACGUUCUUGUACGUUCAUUAACGCAAGCAAGCAGGAAAACAACAAACCUAUUUGUCAAAGCAUCAUGUGUCGCCAAGAACAAGUUAAGCGAUAACAUCCCCGUCAACCAGAGCAUAGUGAAUGCAUCAUCAUAUACGAUACCGAAGAACGGUAUGGAAAAGGAAUGUGCGAAAAAAGAUUCUAUCGUGUCCAUUACCGCUAGUGGGCAUAUCGCAAGCUUUCCAAUCGUUUCCGCCACUGUUCGACGACCUACCGCUGGAAGUGGAACUACAAAUAACUCCGGCCGUUACGGACAUCGCAAAUCAUCUUUAGCCCUCACGCCAGAGGAAGAACCAUUGGACCAAUACCCGCGCCUGGUGUCGGAUCUCAAAUUUCCCAACCUUCUUCCACCAAACCCUUUGAUUAAGAUUUUAAUCGCCUUUUGCAAAAAUGAUCCUGUGUUUGACGCUUUGGUAAACGCGAGUCAUCGUCUUAGCUUCGAGCCCACCUUCGUCAAGUCCGCUGAAGCAGCUAUCGACGCCUUCCAUAAUCCGGUGGCUGGCGAUCAUCACAUCAUAAUCGUCGAUGCACGCUACCCCCGAAUGAUAGAGGCAGAAGCACUCGGCAGGUCUAUUCGAAAUUCGAAGGGCUGCCAACACACGACGAUGGUUGCGGUAGUGAAGAAGAGUGUAUUUGAAAAGGAUGACACGGCUGUGAUUUCUCUUCUGGAUGCUGGAUUUAAUAGGUGCAUUAUCGAGUCGCCACAUGUAUCGAUUUGUUCAUCAGAGCUACGGCAAAUCCAACACUCGCUCGUUCGACCACAAAAUGUGAUAUCGACGCAACAGGCACUAUACACGGCCCUUCAUCGAUCUAGAGAAGCGAUUAUCAUUACGGACGAUACCCUUCGAGCACAGUAUGCGAACCGAGCCAGCGAACGUUUACUGAAUAUGAAAUUGGAUGAAAUUGUUGGUAGAUCACUUAGCGAUUUGGUAACGGCUGAUAUAAGCAAUAUUCUAUCUCACACCAGUAGAUAUAAGGACUAUGACGGUUACCUCACAACUCGGAGAAAGUCUCAAGAAUCAACACAAAUUCACGUCCGUGCCGUACCUGUCUCAUGCAUCGGAAGGAAUCCUACACAUUUAGUCCUAAUCUUGGAGUCGGCAUCUAAUGCGUUGGCCCCGCUCAGUACCACUAGUGAACCCUUGCAUACUUUGCCGCAGGGCAAAGAAGUUGCCCGUGGCUCCCUGCAUUCCAUCCGGCGACCCAGCUUCGACGUGCGAUCGAUCGCCUCGGAUGGGCUGCGAAGGACUAGUCUGGUGAAGUUGUCCUCGUUGCCGCUCGAGGCGCCAAUCACUAAAGUACUGAGCCUGCUGGCACAGGUUCAGGAAAACUGUUCCCUCGAUGAAGCCAAACUGCUGGACCGCGUGAUGGAGUUCCUGAAGCGAGAGGGACUCUACAGUCCACAAAUGAAAGAGAUUCGUCCGGAGGAUCCGGUCGCAACUGAUCUGAUUGGGGCCCUGUUAACACAUGGUCCUACAAACAUUCUGUCGUCCCGGCGUAGCUCGAACGAUUCCAUCAUACGUGGAGGAGGUCGGCCAUCUACAGGAAGCAUCGUUUUUCACAAAACCAAAGAAUCUUCACUACUAUCCGACCUACUACAUACGGCAUUGGAUUGGGACUUUGAAAUAUUUAAAUUAGAGGAAUUAACCGACAAACGUCCAUUAGUGUGUUUAGGAUUAGAACUAUUACGGCGGUUCGAUGUAUAUAAUACGUUCAACUGUGACGAAAUGACCUUCAAACUAUGGCUCAUUGAGAUGGAGAAGAGCUACCACAGCGAGAACACAUAUCACAAUAGCACCCAUGCCGCUGACGUAAUGCAGGCAACGGCGGUAUAUCUGCAGCAAUUGAGCAACCGCGAGCUGAAGAUUAUGGACCGCAUGGAUGAGGCGACGGCCUUAAUUGCGGCCGCAACCCAUGACAUUGACCACCCGGGCCGCUCGUCCGCUUUUCUGUGCAACUCGGAUAGCAUGUUGGCGUUACUUUAUAAUGAUAUAUGCGUGUUAGAGUCGCACCAUGCAGCCACGACGUUCCGCCUUACACUCGGUGACGAUAAGAUCAACAUUUUUAAGAACCUUGAUCGAGAUAUGUACAAACUUGCCCGUUCAAUCAUCGUCGAUAUGAUCUUGGCAACGGAAAUGACGCGACACUUCGAGCAUUUGGCAAAGUUCGUAAACGUGUUCGGCACGGACGUAGAAUCGAAGGAUCCACUACCGCCAGACAAUGAUGACAACCAGAUCCUUGUUCGUCGUAUGCUCAUUAAAUGUGCGGACGUCAGCAAUCCCACCCGCCCGCUUAAAUUCUGUGUGGAGUGGGCGCGCCGAAUCGCCGAAGAAUACUUUAUGCAGACGGACGAAGAGAAGCACAAAAACUUGCCGAUCGUGAUGCCGAUGUUUGAUCGCACGACCUGCAGCAUCUCGAAGAGCCAAAUCGGUUUCAUCGAGUACAUCAUUCAUGAUAUGAUGGAUGCGUGGAAUAGUUUCAUAGAAAUGCCUGAAAUUAUACGUUACAUGGAGUUCAACUAUUCACAAUGGAAACUGUUUGAAGAGCAGGGCAUCAACACGCUUAGCGACAUAAAGCGGAAGCAGUUAUCACUCGCAGAGGAGCCACGCAGUACGAUCUCCCUGGAGGAAAAAUUCUAAAGUAAAUUAUGGCAGAGUACGCAAAAAUCUUGUGUGUGCCAAACUCUAUUUUCAUACUCUGUGAGUUUGGGGUAAUUGAAUUGAAUUAAUUGAAUAAAAAUAGCGCGCUAACCAAACGGAAAUAUAUGCACGAUGGGAAAAAUGUGCUAUGAGUGAAACCAGCGCUCGGCUAGAUCAGGAAACCUUUUGCAUGAAACAUACCAUUCUCACCAACACUCUAGCAGAAUCUGAAUCGCUGGUCGUAUCAUAGAAAUUGCCCAAACAAGUAUGCUUUCAAUUCAAAUCAAAUCAAAGCUGUAUUAAAACAAUGCUCAACAUUUCGGAUAAAAAGGCAUUGCGUUACGUAGGUUGAACGUAAUUUUGUUAGAAUUCGGACACUUUUUGUAUACCUACGGGUACGUUCGUCAAAUUGUGUACAUCACAAUGAACGAUUCGGAAUUCGGAGGUUCGGUACAGAAAUCACCAUCGCAUUAUCUCUUACCGCCAGUUGUUGUAAUCAUUAUAUAUAAUAUUUAAAACAGUAUAAAUCAUUGCAAAAAUAAGACUAACUAGCCGUGCUAGUAAUUUCCCGAUGGCCGGCAACUGUAGAAAACAUUCAGCCGCUCAGAAUGUUCGCCUGUUGAUGGACAAAUGUUUUGCUAAAAUUCAUGGACUUAAAAAACCCCUUCAUAAAAUACAGCACUGAGUGUGACACUGAAAAUAAGACGAGAACGAUGGGGAGAUUCCGAUAUGAUGAUAUUGCAUGUAACUCAUCUUUUUCAUAACAAACGGAAAGCGAAAAGAGCAACUAAUUGAUAUCCUGAUAUCCUCUGCAUUGUAGAGUAUAAUAAAAUUCGCAGACUGAAUAAUUCGAAGAGAGCUUAGAUACAAAUUAUAUUGGAAAACUGUACCACCAAUAGAGUUGAAAAACGAAGAAUAUUCAUAUUGAUGCAUUCAUGAUUCACUCAUGAUUACAAUCGCAGACGUGGCUUUUCCACAAACCUGCCUUAAGAGGUGUGCGCUACAAACCCGAAUGAAGCUGGUAUGAACAAAUGAAUGGAUCUUUUUCUUACGGAAACAUCAGAUAUGCGAUUUAUUGAUGUACCGUUUUAGAUUAAAGAUGGUUAAGAUUGAUGUACCGGUUUAGAUAAACACCUACAAAAAUAUUAAAUACAACUAUUUCUUGAGAUAUGUUUGCUUUAUUAGCGAAUGUUCAAACAUACAUGUAACGAAAACAUACCUUCGAAAAUAGUCCAUACUUAGACACCUCCAUUUGUUCUAACCAUUUCGAAUUCUUUCGCUUCGGCUUAUUUUCGCAGUUAUUUCUCAUUGUAUGUAUGCUCAAGUUAAAGAAAGUUUGGUGUCUCUCGAACCGGCAUUUUACUACCACCGACAUUAAAUGCUUGUAAUGUAUCAUACAAAAACUUUACUUCACGAAUUUAACUUUGCGUAUUAGGACUACCAAAAAUGGUUAGCUAAGCGUUAUUUACGAAUUGUUAAAUGUUGAUCUAAGAUCUUUUUUUAUUCUAUUGUAUUUUCAAUUGCGAAUUUACACUAGUAAGAUCUAGUGUAGAAACAGUUAUUCAACAUAGUUCUAUGUUAUCAUCAUGUAGGAAAAAAUCACAGCGAUCGGAUAGACUCGGAUAGCCUUUUACGAUAAAGAGUACUAUGCGGUAGUAUCGCUUAUCAUUAUCCAGCCAAGCUGUAUGUUGCUGUUGACAGUAAUAAGGAUUGGUGAUAAUGGAGUGUAUUCUUCACGCACACUUUAGGAAGCUUUGUCUUGUGCUCGUGCACGCACGCAUCAUGCCAUGCGAUGACCAAAUGGAGCCGUGCAUUUAAAAUGUGCCUCUUCUUUCACCGUAUCAUUCAUUUUUACAUCUUUUCUAUUCUGUACGAUAGGUAUGUGAGAAAACAUAGGGUACAGAAACCGCUGCCAUUUGCUUUAUAAGGUUUUUAAUUAAAAUUGAAAUGCUGAAAUCGGGCUAGUUGCUUAAACUAUCACUACUACAACUUCCAUUACUACUUCAAAUAUGAGUGCUGUUUUACUAACAAGAGGAACUGGUAUGUUCACUAAUCAUGUAUAAAGUAGCAAAUACGAAUUAUCAACAAUCUUUUUACCUCUCUACGCCCAGUGAAUGGCAAUCUGAUACACUGAAUGCUUUGCGCAUCCCACUAUAGGUAGUUUUCAAACUGCAGAACUGUUUUUCAAAUAGACAUACAGUAUACUUCCUGGUGUUUACAUAGGUUACAUACCUACAUAGGUGCACUGCUCUGUACAUGUGAUUUUCUGAUAUGCUGGACAUAUCAAUUUAAAAAAACGCACCAAGUUUAUUUUAUAAGAACGCGUUUUGGAGGAUAGCUAAAUUUUUUGAUUGCCUAACGCCAGCGAAGGCUCUACACUACAAGAAAAAUAAGCUACAACAUUUAUAUGAACUUUAUUAACAGAAACCAUCAGAACCUUUGCGUCAACAACAGGGUGGAUAUCCUUUAUUUGACCAGAGCAUGCACUAUCCGCAUCUGAUUUUGUGGACUAAUGAAGAAGUCGAAGAAAGAAACCACAUUGAACCUUAAAAGAUCAGAAGACUUUGCGUAAGUUUUAAAUUGAAAUUGGAAAAAUAAAGGACACUAGGAUUGUUGCAAUUAACAAAAAACAUAGUUGCAUAUUUCAUUGUAUAAAAAAUGAUGUACAUCAUUUAAAAACUAAAAAUGCAAUCUAAAUUAUACUUACAGUCUGUGUCACACCGAAGCCUACAGCAUAUAAAACGCAGCACGAAAAAUAUACGUAGGAGGAGUAAACUUAUUGACAAAUGAGACGGUUAUACUAAACGUAGAGAAAAAUAAACUAUGUACUACACAAAUAUACCUAACAAAUCAACACGGUCUUCGAUAAACGUAUAAGUAAAACCAACAGAAUAUAUUCAUAUUCAUCUUUUCAUGCUACUGCAACACUGGUACUGAACUAUACGAAACUGAACAAAUUUGGUGUUAUAGGAAAAUAAAAACAAA